Molecule: messenger RNA, 34143 nt
Organism: Podarcis lilfordi (Lilford's wall lizard)
Lineage: Eukaryota; Metazoa; Chordata; Lepidosauria; Squamata; Lacertidae
Source: the annotation of a GenBank genome assembly
GGAGCGGAGCGAGGGGGGUGGGGAGGAAGGAAGGAAGAAGAAGAGGGAGGGAGGGAGAGAGAGAGAGAGGAGGAAAGAGAGAGAGGAGGAGAGAGAAGAGGUGGAGGAAUCCGAGCGAGGAAGGGCGCACGAGAGAUCGUCCCAGCGCUUUCUGCUCCUUUAUUUUUUAAAAGAGAGGGAUCCAGAAGAGACGCGAGCCAGUCUGCCCUGGGGCUCGCUCUCCUUCGGAGCUAUGAAGCGCCUGGCUCCCGGCUCGGAUUCCGGCGUCGAUCCAACUCCGGAGCCUCGCGAUCCUUGAGCGACCGGAGAAGAAGGGGCGGGGGUUGGUUUCGCUUUGGGUCGGAAAGGCGAAGGAAGGAAAGAAGGAAGCUCCCCCGGCUGCUGCCCGCUCGUUCGCUCGCUCGCAAACGGCGAGGGGGGAAAGAGAGCGCGCGAGCGCCAGAGAAGAAAAGGGGGGGCCGGCGGCAAGAUCCCCCUCCCCUCCCCACCCCACGGCCGCCAGAUCCAGCUUGGCUUUCUCUCCCUCUCUCGGGGAGGGGGGUCAGGAGUUCUUGUAGGACUGGGAGGGCGGGGGACGCGCUUCUCCGCCGACUCCCCCUCCCCAAACCUUUCCGAUUGCAAGAUCAUCUUGAGCUGUUCUUAAAAUUUUAUUUUAAGGACUUGAUUAUUUUUUUGAAGGCGUCAAGACUCGCCCUUGUCGGCUGCACUUUUUUGGGGGGUCCCCCCUCCAAUUUGAUCGGGGAGAAGGGGCUCUGUUUCGCCCUCCCUCCUGCCUGCAAGAGGAAAAAAACAUAUAAGGACUUACCGGCCCCUCGGAGACGUCCAGAAGAACUCAAAUCACCGGGACUGUUUGGUAGUGUGGUGUUUGUAUGUGAGUCUGUGUGCGCCUGUUUGUGUGGGCUUUCCCCCCCUUCUCCCCAGUUUCUGGCCCCCUGCACAGGAACCCGAAGGCAGUUUUGCCAGAGUUGAGGUGGGUUGAAACCCACCAGCCCGGGGGCGCUUCUGAGAACCGCGAACAGAAAACGGGUUGAAAUUCACUAGCUCUCCUGCCUGAGCUCGCAGGGGGAGGUGUGCUUGUGUGCGUGUGUUGUGUGUGUGUGCACGGGGUGGGGGGGGAUUGAAAUUGACAAGCAAAGCAGGCGCCUCUUCUUCUCCCCCCCGCGAUCAACUCCCAACCCCUCCCUUGCUGGAGGGAUCGGGCUUUCCUCCCGGAUUUGUGGAUGUACUGAUGAGAGAUCCAGCCUUCCCGGGGACUGCGAUGGCUUACCACCCUUUCCACGCGCCCAGGCCGUCCGACUUCCCUAUGUCAGCUUUCCUGGCGGCCGCUCAGCCCUCCUUCUUCCCGGCUUUGGCUCUGCCUCCGGCCGCCCUGACGAAACCUUUGCAGGAUCCUAGCCUGGCCGGAGCCGCCGAGGCCAGUUUGCACGUCUCGGCGCUGGGACACCACCACCAAGCCGCCCAUCUGAGGUCGCUCAAAAGCCUGGAGCCCGAGGAGGAGGUCGAGGACGACCCCAAAGUGACCCUGGAAGCCAAAGAUCUCUGGGAUCAGUUUCACAAACUAGGGACCGAGAUGGUGAUCACCAAAUCUGGAAGGUGAGCAGUUGCGGGCACCAACCACGUUGCAAUUAGGAAUAGCAAAAGUAAUAAUUGAUAAUGAUAACAAUUCAUAUUUUUAAUGAUAGGAUAAUAAUUCAUGUUUUGAAUGAUAGCAGGAUAAUAAUUCAUGCUUUGCAUGAUAGCUUGAUAGGGGCAUUAUUAAGCACUGAUUUUUGCUGGGUGGGGGGAGGAAUCAACCUUCUGCGUUGUUUCUUACGGUACGCUCCCCCACCUAUGACUUUAAUUUAAAUGUAUCUGUCAUCUCUCUUAAAACGCCUUCCUACCCCUAAACCCCUUUCCAGCCAAUGCCACAUAAACUGGAAGUAAAGUUUUCCUGCAAUCAUGGGGUUUUAUUCCCAAGCCAAUGCGUUCAAGGUUGGGUUAGUGUGUUUAAAUGCUAAGCAGAUAUGUCUGAUUUUUGGUAAAGGGUUCUUGCUGUGUGCGCGCGCGCGCGUUUGUGUGGAAGUCGUCUUUUCCACGCUGAAACUAGGUCUCUUCCCCGCCACCUCCCCAAUUCAUGGUUAAUUAUUUAAACCCUAUAAUUCCAUAUUGUAUUUGUGUACACGAUUAAAAGAAAACUUGUUUCCGGAUUAAAUGUUUCUGGCUGAUAGCCUCGAAACACCCCAGAGUUGUGUGAUUUUAGCUAAUAUUGUUAUUUUAUUUUUAAAGUUCAUAUGUAUGUAUGUAUUUUUUUAAAGCUGAAUAAUUACACUUUACAUUAAAAUAUCCUAAAGGAGCCUAGGAGUACAGAUUGCAACCAUAGGGCACGCUUUACAUAGGAGUAAGCCCCAGUGAACACGGUUGACUUGACUACAAAGGGUAAAACAGGCAUUAGGAUCAGGCCAAAGAGGCAUAACUGAUGCCAGAAAUACAAAACUGAGGGUCUUCCUUACGUUCAAAGCACGGUGCUGAAUGAAGGAGGGAUGAUUUUUGGAGGUUUGGAAAUGGAUUUGAAACGCUCCCUUCCACCCAGAUUCCUGAAAAUUUGGGUACUGCGGUUUGGAUCUGCUAAAUUUCUUUCCAUUUUCCGUUUCAUGUUGCCUGCAGGGAAGCCCUCCGUCCUCGCUGGGCCCCCUGCCCUCCCCACCCCAAAUAUAAUGAGCGGACAAAUUUCUCGAACUUCCAGGGAGGGGGUUUCCUGUUGUUUUAUCUAUUCUCUCCCCCCUCCCUUUGCCAGCAAUGCCUUCGGUCUAUUAAGAGAAGUUUGAGGUUUGCAUUUUGUCUCUUUUCAGGUUAGGUCAAGGGAAAUUUGGAAUGGUAAAACAAGGGGCGGCCGCUUGGGCUUCGACACGACCCCUCACCCCAUUCGACAUGUAGAAUUUGCACCACAUUUUUUAAAGAGAGAGAGAGAGAAAAGAUCUGUCGUGCAGGCGCACAACUAGGCCAUUUGGCUUCCCUGCCCCUGACAAUCCGGAUUUCAACUUCCUUUUGAACCUGGAUUUUUAAUCCGGAACAAGGAAUCGUUUUCUUAUUAAUCUGCUCUUAAAAUAAAAAAAAAAGUCUGUCCUAUGCACGCUGUAAAUCCCAUUCACCCUUACCUUGAAGUAAAUCCCAGCGAAAUGGAUGGGAUUUAGCAUUUCAGAGUAAACCUGUUUGCUAGAAUCGGGCUUUCGAAUGCAAGAGGAAAGACAGGUUUUUUUUGAGGGGGGGAGCUUUCUUUCAAACCCUUCCCUCCUCGAAAUGCUCACCUUUUUAUAAAAGCAGGAUUUGGAUUGGUGAAUUAUUUUCUGGGGGGUCUUUAUUUGUUUUCAUAGAACCCUGGCCCUGAAAAGGUGGCCUAAUUUCAAAGGAUGUGCCCUGGGCCUGCAUUUUAAACUGCAACCUCGUAAAGACUUUCCUUGCACAAAACCGGCUUUACUCUGGAGUAAACGCGUUUAGGGCCCCCCGCGUCUGAGAAAGAGUUUCAGUCCAGUUGGAGUGCAUGUUUACUCGGAGACCAUUCCCACGGUGCGCAACUGAACCUUUCCCCCUUGAACUGUGCUCUGGGAUCGCGGGCGCCAAAGACCGCAGUCUCUGCAGCCUCUUUGGAAAGCCUGCUGAACAGAGUGGCACUUACUUCUGAGUAAACAUGCGUGGAAAUUGCCCGCCGAGGAAGCCCUGUACCUUAAAGUCCAGCUCGCCUUCAAAACAAAGCCUUAGAUUGUCACGCUUCUCUCUUUCGAAAAAGAAAGGGACGCAAUUCAAAACAAAAACACAAGGCCAUCUCUUGAAAUAAAAACCAGCGUUUCACAGUGAUCCAUAAUGUUUAAUAACGGGCACGUGUGUUUUAAAUAGAUUGCAGUGUUUCCGAGUUGAAUUCUUGUCUUUGCGAAGAGGUGGGUGGAAUGAUCGUUUCCCUUAAAACCUUGUUUUUUUCUUUUUUUAAAUUUCCUGGUGUUUAUUCAGGCGAAUGUUCCCCCCUUUCAAAGUUCGCGUCAGCGGCUUGGACAAGAAAGCGAAGUACAUUUUGUUAAUGGAUAUCGUGGCGGCCGACGACUGUCGCUACAAGUUCCACAACUCGCGCUGGAUGGUGGCCGGGAAAGCGGACCCGGAGAUGCCCAAACGCAUGUACAUCCACCCGGACAGCCCCGCCACCGGGGAGCAGUGGAUGGCCAAGCCGGUCGCCUUCCACAAACUCAAGCUCACCAACAACAUCUCGGAUAAGCACGGCUUCGUAAGUCCCUCCCGUGCCCCCUUUCCUUCUUUCUGUGGGGUAAAAAGCUGGGUGGGGUGGGGGCCAGGAGAGGAGCUGCUGUUUUUCUUUCAUUUAAUUUCCAAGGCUUUGAAACAUCCGCCCAACCUGCCACCUCCUCUGUGCCUCGGGGAUGCCCGGCUCCUGUCACACAAUUGACACGUGUCUCUAUCUUCAGAUAAUCUCUCCGCUGGGAACUGGAGUUUUUUUGUGGGGGGGGCAGUGGAGAGAGAAAGAGAGAUCAGGCAGGCAUACCGUACCCUUUUUUUAAAGAAAGAAAAGCUGCGAUCUGGAGCGCAGGAUUUAUUAAAGAGUUCAAGUCCUGGUUGAAAUGGUGGAGUAGGGGGCUUUACUCCUGAGUAAACCACCUCAAGAACUGGCGCUAUGGGGCUGCUGUUGAUCAGCACAGUUUAUCUCUCCCCAUUCCCGCAACAGGCAGAUCUUUUCCUUACUCUUUGAGAUUGGGAUUUUCUGGGGCGCCAGGCGCUGUACAUCUGUGGCUCUUUAGAGCCGCAUUAAAGUGAGUAGUCCUCAAUCCGAAAUGCCUGAGCUCUUGUUUACAACUCCCUUUUGCAAACCUCCUCGUUAAAGCUCUCCUUUUGGAGUCUGUAUUUAGUCAACUUCGUAGAACUAUUCCGUAUAUGACACGUAUAAUAGUGUGUGUUCCAUAUAUAAUUCGUACAAUAUCUCGUGUGUGUGUGUGUGUGUGUGUGUGUGUGAAUGGAUGUGCACGUUCUUGGUCCCCGUCUUAAGAACUUGCAACCUCUAACCUGAAAGACCGUACACUUUUAAAUAAAAUUUAUCCGAUAGAAAUCUGUAGGGUGCUUUCCCCCCACACCUGAUGCUAAUGAAGGGGGCUUCUAUGACCCAUAGCUAAUAAAUCAUACCUCCUUAUCAGGAGUUUAAAAUUCGUAACAACUUACACCCCUGCCAGAGGUUGUCUACUUCUGGGGUCAGGGGUGGGGUGGGAUAAUGGGCGGAAAAUGCUCGCUGGAGAGCGUAUCCUACACGCUUGUACACGGUUGACUUGGAAGUAAAUUCUCAUCGAUUGCAAUGCGGAUUUAAAUGCGCAUCAUAGCCUUGCGGAUUUACAUCCGCAUCGUGUAUGCGAAGAGAUAUGUUAACUUGGGAAGGAAAUCCCAUUGAUUUCCCCGCUCGCCUUCCCAUCGGGACCUCCAGUCAACGUUGCAAUCCUAUCCAGAUUUGCCAGGGAAGUAAGCUUAACUGAGAUCAACCGGGCUUAAUUUAGAGUAAACACAAGUAACGUCGGGAGGGGAGAUGGGCACUUGCUUGCUAACAGUGCGGUGGCAGGUCGGUUUACUGGGAAGGAAUUCUGGUGUGUUCCGUGGAGCUUACUCCCAGGUAAGCCUGAAGAAAACAAUGACCUGCAUAAGUAACAUUUCUUCCAGGGUGAGCGGUUAGUUAGUGCCUUCAGUUCAGCGAAGGCUGAGGCAAUAAUUCAUGGAGGUAAAUCCCAUUGAAUUCAACGGGGUUUACUUCUGAGUAGGCACGCAUAGGAUUAUGCUGUGAGCUACUAUUAACAUUUCUGAUCAUUUUUUUUCACCGCAGGGGCUGGUUUGCUUGUUAUUUAUUAAAACCUAUAAAGUCUUUUUUGGGGGGGGGCAAGACAGCUAAAGUGAAUUAACAGGAAAUAUUUUUAUCCUAUAAAAUAAUCACCUUUAUUUUUAAUGCAGUUUAAACUCUGCUUCUUUUAUUUGCCUUAAAAUUGGCAGAAGGGGCUGGAAAAAACCCUUUUACUUAAAAUGCUUGGGGGUAUGCGUGUGCCUGUGUGAAUGGAUUCCAGUAGAUCUUUUCAAAACUGGGAAAUAGGGUUUGAUCCUGGAUUACUCUAAAAUGUACGCCAGUAAUUAUUCCCCCUCCCCGUUGAGCAGAAUAUAGUACUUUUCAUCACGUCUCCAUAAUUUUGCAAAAAGUGAAAAGGAGAUAAUUGUAAUUUAUAUAUAUCUAUAUGUUUUGUGUGUGUUUGAGUGUUAUAUAUAAAAUUAAGAUCCCUUAACUUUGGCGUGUGCGUGGAGGAAGCAGAAAAGAAGAAAUGCAGGGAUUAUUUCAAUAAAUCUUGAGGUCAUUUGUUGGGUGAUGAAUGACCUUUCUUUAAAGUCAAAUUAAAAGGUUACUUAGAAGGGUUUUUUUGUGGUGUGGGGGAGGCAUGUUUAGUUUUUACAGGUGUGUUCUUAGAUGAACAGGCUAGUUCGUUCUCCUUCAGGAUCCGGAAAAUAGGGGGAUCAACAGGCUAGUUCGAUUCCUUUCCCUAUUGAUUAGGAAGUAACUGCUCUGGUCUUCAAUGGAGCCUUAGGGAAGGAAUUGUGGGAGCUGCGCUGUUCUCCCCCAAUCACCACCCCUAGGAAAUCAAACGCUAUAAUCGAUAAUGUACACGAUGCUGCGUAUACCUGGGGUGUGGGAUCAAAAAACAAUUCUGCUGCCUUAAAAAAAGAGAGGGAGAUAGUUUCCUCCGCCGCCCCCCAGCCUUCAAUGGGCCCUAGUCUCUCUCUGCGUUAUACACACGCACUUUCAAUGCCUUUCUAGGUUUGGCGAACUCAGCGCCUUCUUAUAUCCCUUGCUAAACACCAGGAUGUCUUAAAAAGGCGAGCUUAACUUGCACUGAUGUGGUUGUCCGCCCCCUAUAAUCUUGGCACAAUUUUAGUACGCUGCCAUAGACCCUACAGGAACAAUUCAGAGCCCACAGUCCGAAUGAGCGUGCUGCUUUAUAUAUUUAAUAAUAGUUGUUGAUAGAUUUUGUGCCUUCUAUUUAUUUCGCAGUAGUCUUACCUGUAGGUCACGCCAUUUCCGCAGCAGAAUUUGCGGAUCGUGUGUGUGUGUGUGUGUGUGUUUCUCAAUGAUUUGUUGGCACACGCCUGUUAAAUAUAAACGCAACCACCCCACCAUCGCGUAUUGAAAAAGCGCGCUGCAGUUUUGUGCAGCGUUGCGAUCCAGCAUUGCGGAAUCCAAUAAGUUGCGCUCUUUGCAUUGAACAAAGGGGGCGGGGGGGGGGGAGGCGCGCUUAGCAGGCACGAAAGGGAAAGUUGUUUUUUUUUAAGUAACAAAUAUAAUGAUUUGCAGAGGUGGUCAAUUUCACCUUUAAUUGUAGAAAAAAAGACCUUGAGCCCAGCUCAGAUAGAGAGAAGGCCCCGAUCUAACGGAAGUGAAGCGUUUGUGUGUGUUUAAAGCCCAGGGGUUAACUUCACCAGCGAGAAAGUUUUAAGCCCAUGUUUAAGACCUCUCUUUUUCCGUGCCCCUCCCUGCGAAAUUAAUGGGGGGGGGGGAGUACAGACCGAGCCUAGGUGGGCUUACUCGGAAGGAAAGGCCGCUCGUUAAAAUGGGCACGACUCCCAGGCAACUGCGCCUAGUAGGACUGCAGGUUUUAAGGUGCUUCUGCGGGGCUGAAUUGUGCCCAAAUAUUAUUGGUACUUUGGGGGGGGGGAGAAGGAGACGGAGGGGUCUUUCUUAAAACGCCUUAAGUAAAAACAGGUCUAUUGGUGGAAACUAAGAAUGGGCAGAAUUACCUUAAAUAACGAAGCCCAGUCAAGUAUCUUUGUUUUAAUGUGGGGGACGGACACCCAGCUACUUUUUAAGAGGAAGGGAGAGGUUGGAAAUUAUUUAAUUUCAACCACAACUCUGCUUUUAACAUUGAAACCUAAAGGUUCACGACGCCAGCUCUAAAAUGUAAAGGAAAGACCACUUUCACUAGCAUAAUAAUUCCUCUCUUAAUAAUAAUGAUGAUGACGAUAAAAAAAUGAACGAACCGAUGGAUCCUGCAGUCUAUUUUUGUUCGGACGCUAAUCCAGUUUCCUCUUGUUGAAUUCGCUUUCAAGUUGAUAAUGUCAAGGAUCGCAGCCCAGUCCUGGGCGGGGGGGGGGGCGGUUAAUUUAAAGUGACUUCGACCCAAAUAAGGGAGCUGUGCCUUCUCCAGCGUCGUUACCUUGGGAAGCAACGCCGUGCAUGCAUAUUUACUCAGGAGUAAGCCACAGUGAGACAACCUAGGAUUUAUUUAUUUUUUAAGGGUUUUUAUUUAUAUCAGUUCCCAGCACGUUCACACACCUUGCUUCCAACCGCUUUGAUUCUGGAGUGAAUCCGAUCCCACCGGCUUCGGUUGUGGCGGGAUUUACUUCCAAGUAAGGUUUGCAAGCCCACAAGGAGGUGGGACAUACACCCCGCUCCCAAAUAACCACCGACAUCAACUAGGAUUUAUGGCUAACGUGUUUAGGAUGCUUAAAGGAGGGGGCAGAUUUCCCCUUAUUAUAGCUUAGGAUAUAAUACCAUGUAAGCAGUUUAUUUAGGGCGCUGUCCUGUGCACGCUUACCUGGGAGUAAACGCACUGAACGCAAGGGGGCUGCUUGCCUAGGAGUCUGUGCACUGCUAAGAUAUAAAGACUCCUCGAAUUUAAUGCAGAUACUAUUUUUUCAGUAUGUAACAGCUCCAGUUUAACAAUCCCCCCCCCAAAAGCAGUGGGUUUUAGAGGUGCCUAACUCUGCUUAAUGUAACUGUAUGGUUUAUUAGUGCCCCCAGAAUGAGUGGGUUUAAGGGGUGCCUAACUCUGUAAAGUCCUAUAAGUCUUAUGGAUAUAGCUGUUUGGAUUCCGCAGGAAUCCCAACUCUCCCGGGUUCUGGAUCAGGCCGUAUAUUUGACCCUCAGGUACCUCCAAUUUGAUCCCCGGAUUUGUGCUGUUUGUAAUUCAGACGCUCCACCAAAUCCCCAUCCCGUUUACUCAGAAGUAAACGAAACCAAAAGCCCCCAAUUCACUCAGCAGGAUUGACUCCCGAGUUGGCUUGCGCUUUGCUGGGAUUAUAAGUGUUGUCUGGAGAACAUUAUAAGGGCAGGUAAAUCAGUCCCAACGCCAGAACUCCAGACUGGGAGUGGGGGCCAGAGAAUUAAAAAAUAAAUAAAUCCCAUUUGCAAGAGACGCCUCCGACGAGGAGAGCUCAGAUCAAGCGAAUAACCGGCGUCCCCAUUUUAAGUGCUGUAUCAGUCAAAAUAUUGGUGUGUGGGAGUGUACGAGAAUAUCUUCGUGUAAGAAAGCUUCAUGCCAUUAUCAUUCUUCCAAGGAAUAGACGGGUUCGUUUAAGGUUCGUUCCGCACAGCAUUUAAUCCGAAUUACCACCCUUCUCCAUCCCGCGCUGGAGAACUUGCCGUUUUAAGGCGGCGGUUAUGUAUAACCUGACUUUUUUGGGGGUGGGGUGGGGAAUAAGCCACGAUGAAUUCAUCAGGGCUUACUUCCGAGUAAGGAUACCCAUGGAAGUGGCAUCUAUCUCCUCCGAUCCUGAACACGUGUGCGUGUGAUUAGGGGGUUCCAGACGCAACGUCGAAGACAUCGGAAGUCUCCCUUCAUUUCAAGGGCAAACGGCAUCUCUGUGCUGUUCCCUGCCUGCUGCGGAGUAAGUCCCAGUGUGGGAGCUCCAAUGGCGCUUACUUCCAAGGAAGUGGGUCCAAGGCUACGCAGUUUGUAGGCUGCUAUCCUAACGCCUGCUUCCUGGGAGCAAGCCCCAAUGAAUUCAAUAGGACUUACUUCUGAGUAGUGGUGGUUAGAACCGCCCUGAGCGGUCUCCCACUCUCUCUUGGGGUAUUCUCGAGUUUCAAAAGGGUUUCUGCUGAACUCCUGGGCGCACUUACUUCCGAGGAAACAUGCCCUAGGUGGGCUUGCGCCCUUUGCGUGGAGCGUGUCCCUCGAGUUAGGCUUGGCUGCUGCCUUCCUAACAAAGCGCUUUGGUCACAUUGACGGCAAUAAUGUAUCCUACUCCCUUGAGAGAUAAUUUGCUGCUGUUUGGAUCGGGGCGUUGGGCAUCUUCAGCCUCAGACACUCGAACAGCGCGAUUCUUUCCUCCGAAUUAAGUCCUGCGGAUGUAAAUUAAAUGUGCCUUGGGCCCUUGGAUGAUAGAGAUCGUUUGGAAGUAGGUCCAUCCUAAUCCACGAUGUUUACUUCCAAGUAAAAGCACGUCCUAGCAGAGGCAGAAGCUACCCUCACGACAUCGGGGUCUUCCUUCUAAGUAAUCCUAUUGGAAAGCCUGACAUAUCCAAAAGGGGAGCGCAUUCCCUUCUCGGAUAAAUGGGGCAUUUGAAACGUGCUUGGGAAUUGGGAUGAGUCUAUAAUCCUUCCAAGAAUUCCUAUUUCCCCUUGUCGUUAAAUAUUUUAAUAUAUGGACGCCGAGGAAAGAGCAAUUGACAUAAAGCGACCUGGUCAAUGUAAUUUGGACGGUAAUUAGUUGAGACUGGCUGAAUUUCUCUUAAUGGUUUUUCCAUAUAUAUAUACAUACACACAGUAUAUAUAUAUCGUCUAUUAGCUCAAAUAUUCGACCAUGAGGCUCUUCACUAUUUGGCAACCCAUGUGGUUUAUUCGGAAGCAAGCCCCAAUGAGUAAAAUGGAGCUUACUCCCAAGUAAGAGUGUUGAAAGUAGCAUUUUUGUAGAAAAAGAAAAGAGGGGGAAAAAUCUGCAAGGUUAUGCUGCCGCGCGCACACCGCACAUCUAAAGGCACACCGCCAAAGAAACUUGGGAGCUGUAGUUUGUUAAGGGUGCUGGGAAUGGUAGCUGUGUGUGCGGCGAGCUACAAUUCCCAGGAUCUUCUGGGAAUAGGGGGUGUGCCUUAUGGGGUGUAGACAGCAGGAGAGUGUAAAUGUACCUGUUGAAAGCGUCAACGUACUUGCUUCUAAGCCCCCCCCCCCCAUCCAUGGGAGAAAAGGAUUGUUAGAGUUCGAUCCGUUUCCCCUUCACACACACAACCGAGUCGAGAAACACGUCUUCUGGGUUUUCCCCCAGUUGACCGGAAUUCAAGUUAUUCCCCAUCCCGAACGUUCCAUUGCAAAGAACCCAGACUGGGCUUUGGACACAGGGUCUGAUCCUGGGCACGUGUCCUGGGGAAGUCCAUUACUCGGAAACCGAGGUACUUCCCGCCCCCCAACUCAACGCGAUGGUUUGUGAUUUCCAAGUGAAGCGACUCAUUUCAGCUGCAACCCAGUCACGAAAUCUGCCCGGAUAAUUCCAGAUGAAUUUGUUUAUGAAAAUUAUAGAAUUUCCUGUCGGAUUUCCAUACUUGUUCCGAGUUUAAAUGAAUUGAAAAGGGGAGGAUAUUUAUGGCAGUACCUUUGGCAAUUCGUUUGAGGUGGGGGGGGGAGGGGGGGUUAGUCACCUUUCACCGUUAAGUAGGUUCCUAACCAAAGGUUGUAGCCAACGUUAGUCAUUCUCAGAGUAGACCCACUGAAAUUAAUGGACAUUAUAAGCUCCGGUAGCAUUCAGUUGGAUGCAAUCCCGUGCUUCUAGGUGUCCAAAGAGCAAAAUAGGAUCUACUCCUUUUGCUGAAAGAGUUACACCCUUACCUGGAAGUAAACUUCGUUUAAAACUAGAGAGGCAAUCAGUUUACUCAGGAGUAAAGACAGCACCCUAUGCUCACUGCCAUGGGAGUUAGGCCACCAAAUACAAUGGAGCUGAAGUUGUCAAACGGAUGUAGGAAUACUCUUAAGUUAUUUUAUUUUGUUUAGUUUCCUGGGACUUACUUCCGAGUAAAUAUGUAUAACACCCAGAUGCUGGGGGUGUCAGGAAAAAUGGGCGUGCUUGGCACUUGCUCUUUGAAUACCUCCCCCCUUCGGACACGAUCCAGGGAUAGCAAAACAUUUCUAUGUCCCACCAUUGAGUUUCAUGGGGUCAGUAUGACGUUUGUGCCUAAAAUUCUCCCAUUGAAUUAAAUGGGGUCUGAAAGGGUUUCCUUCAUUAGUUUACCUGCCCUUUAUUUAUUAUCUUAUUAUUGUUACCAUUAUUCAUGCAGAAAGAAAAACAGCUUUCUUUUUUUAUCUUUUCCCUUUGUUUUAUUUGUGGGACUGCUGGACAUUUCUGUGUGUGGACAAAAGGCAAACCCAACUGACUCCCUUUGAAUGUCCUGCUAAAAUAACCUAUAUUUCCUUCCAAUAAUAUUAUCUAUUUGUCAAGCAACUGAAUUGGCCUUUUGGGGGGGAAACAAAUUUGCCUUACAAUUAUGUGUGUGUGUUUCAUCGGGUAUCAAACUCUAUUUAAAAACAGCUGUAGAAUAGUGUUGCAAAGAAUUAUGUCUCUUUUGCUGGACUUAUAGCAAAACACACACACACAUAUACAAACUUAAACAGGUUUGAGACUCUGCACACUUUUAUACCACAGUCAUAUAAAUGUAUACUCAGAAGUAAGCCUCAUUGAGUUCAGAGGGGCAUAUUCCCAGGUAACUGUGAAUAGGAUUGCAGCCUUCACUUUGGGUGUAAAUGCUGCUGAAGCCUGGAAUAUUUAUUUCCGGAUCAAUUGCACAGGAGUAUAUUUUACGUUUAUGAAGACCCAUUACAUUCAACACCUUUGCUCUUUCGUCUUGCAUCAGGCCAUAGCAACUUCCGAAAGUAUGCAGCAUAUAUAAACCCACAAAGUGUAAAAUAGCAUAUACAAAACACACUUUGUCAUUUAAAAUAUGACCAGUUCUUUCUCCUGAACCUUAGGCACUUUUGUUUUAAAGUGCACCAGCAGUCAAAAUCUUAAGCCUUUCUGUGAAUUGAUUGUGUUGUUGUUGUUGUUGCUACAGUGUUGUUGUUAUACCUCCCCACCUCCUGCAAAAAAAAGGGAGAACAACAAAAAUCCAGGAUAAGAUUAUGGUAUAAAAUCUAGGUAACCUAAUUCACUGCUUUUUGUUUUACUGGGAUUGCCUGCCUGAGCCUAUGAGAGUUUACGCGGAAGGGAAGCCUUGAGUUCAAUAGGCCUUACUUGCAGGAAUAAGUGGGAUCAGAAUGCAGGUUUCAUUUUCCUAGCUGGGGGUUCCAGAGUGAAGGCCUUGGCUCAGUGCUAGAGAAUCUGCAUUGCAUGUAGAAGAUCUCGGGUUCAACUAUUGGUCUCCCCAGAUAGGGAUGGGAGAGUUUCCUGCCUAAAACUCUGGAGAGCUGCUGCCUGUCAGUGUGGACAAUACUGAGCUAAAUGGAUCAAGGCUGCUUUUUUUGCUCCUUUGUUAUAGGACUGCAGCCUGCCUACCCUCUCCAUUACCACCACCCUUUUAACUUGCCUCCAAAUGUGAUUUUCUAUAUAAAUAUAAGUAUAAAUAUCAAUUGGGAAGAGGAAAAGGGUGAUUUUUUUAAAAAAGAAAAACAAACCUACUAUAUAUAUUAAAAAAGUGAAUUUGCCAAAUAUAUUUGUUUUGUUUGUUGCCUUGAUUUUAACCACCUCUUCUCUCUCUCUCCCCCCGCCUUUUUCUGAAAUAUAGACCAUCCUUAAUUCGAUGCAUAAAUAUCAACCGAGAUUCCAUAUAGUUCGGGCCAAUGAUAUUCUCAAGUUACCCUACAGCACUUUUCGAACUUACGUGUUUCCCGAAACGGACUUCAUAGCAGUGACUGCUUAUCAAAACGACAAGGUAAGAGACACAGAUAGACUGCCAUUGCAUCUGGAGGUUUUGUUUUGCUAGCAUUCUGAAUAGACUUGCCUUCCAUUAAUUUGUUCCCCCUCCCAUUCUUUUAAAGUCAAAAUAAUUCACGACAUGUUCCUAUGACACCACCACCUUACGGACCCCAUUUGGACCAUUGCAAUUUAUGGCAAUCCAGCUAUUGCUUUAUGAUCUGAAGCUGGCGAGCAGGGAUUAAAUUUCCUCUUAGCUUCAUAGCUAGUGAGCUGAGCGAACUUGGAGCAAUCUCUAUCAGCCUCAAAGUCUACCACACAGGGACAAUAACACCUGUGGGACAGGGAGGGAAAAUCACAUACUGUAUGCAGUCACAUUUUCCCAGAGAAAAGGCUGGGUUUAAAACUCCAUUGAUGCAUUCAGUUAUUCAGCAGAUGCACAAGCUUAAAAAAGAAGAAGACAGCUCUCUGCCCUCUAGGAGCUUACAGUUCAAAUUCACAUGAAUUAUAAAGAUAACGCCCUCCCUGCUUUCCAUAAGUUAAUUUAUUUCUUCUUUAUACCUUCCAACUCUUCAAUUCUAUGAUUCUGUGUUUGAAACAUUGCACUAAUUCACUAAGUGGCUAAUAAGAUUGUAGGAUUACAGAUUUCUUCUUUUUUGGGUGGGAGUGGGGGCAGAGGGAAUAACUGGUCCAAAGCAAAGGAGGAAAUGUUGCAACUCCCAUAUCUCUUCCGUACGUGCCUUGAUAGAUCCCAUUUUUUAAGUCAAAGAAUUACAUAGCCACACAUUACUCUGAUGGUGAUAUUCCAUCUUUCUCGCCACCCAUCCAAAAAGGAGGCCUCAUUGCAACCUGUAGGACAUACUCCUGAGUAAACAUACAUAGGAUCUGAUGACAGGGCGGAUGUGCACAGCCUGAUCCCACCUGCAUUUACUUGGAAGGAAGCCCAAUUGUGUUCCUCAAGGUUUCCUCGCAGGAAAAUGUGUUGGCUUCACAGCUAAGCAUUGCAUCUUAGUCUACAUAUAUGUGGGGUGGGGGUUGUAUGUGGAGGGAGGGGGGGCGAGACUCUCUUUCUCUGUGCAGUCUCUUCUUAAGCCGCUUCAGUUCCUCAGUCAGCUUCUCAAACUGCAGUUCUAAAACCGAAUUGCAGAAACUAGAUUUAGGAAUGUCUCUUAAACUGAGUCAGAGCACUGGCUCAUUUUUCUAAGUACCAUCGCAACAGUUUCAGCUAGGGGGACAAGUUCAGGCCUACCUGGACAGGCUUUCUGCAUGAAAAGCAGAUGCUCCAUCACUGAGCUAGGGCCCUAGCAGGGAACAAGCAAACAGGCCCAUUUCUGCUUAACUGGUUUUGGUGUCUUUAUUCGGAAUGGAGGCAAGGACACCAGUUCUUGUGGCGAGAUAGAGCUUCUUCUUCCCCCCUCUCACUUCCCAGCUCAGCCCCUUGCUAGAGAGAGCCUGGGCCUGUUAUUUCGCCUCAGGUCGCUCUCCUCGAUGGGGGCCUGCUUUUGAGCAAUCGUUAAUCGAUUACAAACUUUGCCAUAAACUUUACGAGGCAAACAGGCCCACCAGGGUGCUCAUCGCUGGCUGUCAAUUAAUCCUGCAAGGCAGUGGGUGGGACCAGCUGUGUGUGUGUGUGUGUGUGUGUGUGUGUGUGUGUGUGUGUGUGUGUUAGAGAGAGAGAGGAAGAGAGGGAGAGAGGAAGAGAGGGAGAGCUAGAGAAAUAAAAAACGCCUAGCAUUUGAUGUUAGGAGGUAUAGCAGAUGUCAGGCUUGCGGGAUCUACUUUGCGUUUUUAUUACAACCCUGAGAUCCACCGUCCAGAGCCGGGUUGAGAAAGGAAAACGCUUGAAAGUUAAAUAAUUCCGAGCCAAGGACAUUUGUUUUAUGUACUAGAGCUAAUGGUCCUCCCAUACAAUACUGUGUUCCUGGUUAACUCCUCAGGCAGCUGUCUCCCACCUAGGAACAUGGGAGCUGCCUUAUAGUGAAUCAAACCACUGGACCCUGUAGCUCAGUGACUGGCAAUGGCUUUCCAGGAUUUCAAGCAGGAAGCCUCUCGCAGCCUUACCUGAAGAUGCCAUUGAGGAAUGAACCUACCGCUGACCCACAGCCCUUUCCCUUCAUUUUAGGAAUAUAAUUUAGGCUGGGAGCGGGGGAGUCUGAAAUCUUCAUUGAUCUGUUUCAAAACCACCCUGAGGUUUGCAUGUAGUUCCUCACCUACCUCACAACAUUUACCUCACUGCAGGGAUGAUGUCUCUGCCAACGGUCUCUGCAUGGAAAGAAAAACCCCACCACAUAAACUUAAACAGGGGGAAGGGGUCAGGUUACAUUAGCAUGCACCUAAGGGUUAAACCAUGGGUAGGAAAACUAAGGCCCUGGGGCCGGAUCUGGCCCAAUUGCCUUCUAAAUCUGACCCAUGGACGGUCCAGGAAUCAGCGUGUUUUUAGAUGAGUAGAAUGUGUCUUUUUAUUUAAAAUGCAUCUCUGGGUUAUUUGUGGGGCCUGCCUGGUGUUUUUACAUGAGUAGAAUGUGUGCUUUUAUUUAAAAUGCAUCUCUGGGCUAUUUGUGGGGCAUAGGAAUUCAUUCAUUUUUCCCCCUUCAAAAUAUAGUCCGGCCCCCAACAAGGUCUGAGGGACAGUGGACCGGCCCCCUGCUGAAAAAGUUUGCUGACCCCUGGGUUAAACUCCCAAAGUUCCCUUUAUGAUGAGCAACCAAAAUGGCGCAAAGCAGCGAGCAAGCUUUGGAGUCCACCAGAGCUCUUCAUCAGAGGGAUAUUAAGCAAGGGGGGGGCGCAUGAGGGGCAAACUGAUUGCUGCUAAAGCAAAUGGGGGAGGGAGCAUGUUUGUUAGGCAAGAGCUUCAUCUCGCCUAUAAUUGCACAACCUUAAUUUGCUGGUGUGCAAAUGACUCCCACCCCAAAACUGCAAAAAUAGCAAGGUAGGGCAGGGGCAAAGACUCACUGCCUGAAACCCUGGAGGGAGAUCUGUUGCCAAUCAGGGUAGACAAGACUGAAGAGAUGUGGACUCAGUUGUUCUGCCUCAGUUUCCCAUACUGCAGAUGCGGUGAUUGUGCCCCUUACCUCAAAGUAAAUUCCGAUCGAAAUGGGUAGGGCUUAAUUUCAGGACAGAGGAAAGUUGCUGAACGAUGUUCUCAGACCUUCCCUGAGUCCUAGAAAGAUGGAUUUCUGAUUGGCGUUGCUGCUUGGAGUCCUGGCUGAGGCGCCUUCUCUCUAUAUAUAAAUCUAAGGAGCACUUUGGAAGGGGGCAGACUCACGCUGGAGAAAGGGGGAGAAACAGAGCAAUGCAAAUGGAACAUGGGGCUGGAGCGCCUCUCCUCUAAAGAAAAGUGAGGGGUGCAUUGAGAUAAUUCCCAGACUCUAGAUUCAAAUAUCAUGUGCUCCCACAGGACGGGAAACCUGUGGCAUUCCAGAUGUUUGUGGGCUCCAGCUCCCAUUAUCCCCUGACCAUUGGUCAUGCUGGCAGCAGGGCCUGACGGGAGCUGGAGUCCACAAGAAUAUGCAAGUGUUCCCCAUUCCUGGCCUUGAGAACAUUUUUUUUGUAUUACUACUUCUGUGGCCUUUUCAGUGGUGGCUCCCGGCUUGUGAAAUGCUCUCCCCCGGGAAGCUUGCCUGGUGUCCUCAGUGCAUAUCGUUAGGUACCAGGAAAAAAUAUGUUCCUUUUUAACCAGGACUUUGGCUUCUAAAUAUCUACAGCUUUUGGCACGGGUGGGAUGGUGUGUCACUAGUUUUAAUGUAUGGAUGUGUUUUUUACUAAAAAAUAUUGUAAGUCGCUUUGAGUUGCUAUGGCAAAAAGGUGACUAAUAAAUUUAAUAAAUAAUAAUAAUAAAAUUAGAGGAGAAAGAAAGAAAGAAAGAAAGCAAAUAAUGCAAAUAAUGGAAAAAUAAGAUGGGUGUCUGAUCCAGCCAUUUUUUGGGGGAUGUGUGUGUGUGUAGGGAUCUAAAAGUAAUCAGCAGGCUAAUAUAUAAAAAUGUAAACAAUAAUCUCCUGUGAAACGGUGGAAAGAGUGAGAGAUGUCUGUGUGUGUAUCGGGAGGGGAAAAUACAAGAAAAUUGCGCAUCCAUUUUUAAAAUGCGGUAUCUGCGGGACAUAUUACCAAGCCAUGAAUAAUUGAGGGGUCUCCUGUAGCCAGUCGCCAGAGCCCAUAAAAAAAAAUACUCCUGGCGUGCGCUCCUUUCCCCGAGACCAGAUAAGAAUAGCGUUUAAACAGCCUGGCCGUGUUUUCGUCGCCACCUUCCCUCUUGGGGGCCGUGAGAAACUGGGGCCGGGGAGCCGAGCAGCUUCCUAUCAUUAAACCCCGAUGAAUAAUUCAGACAAAACCUCAACAUCGUUUUUAAUAAAGCCUGCGGUGUGUUUUAAACCGGAGGGGAUUCGGAGCUGAUCUAUAAAAGUGAGCGGAUGAGAUGCUUUCUGGGUUGAAUUGUAAAAGGGGAGUGUGUGUACAUGUGGUUUUGUUUUGGGGUUUUUUUGGGGGGGGGCGGGGUUGCAGACGCAACUAAAAACCGAUUAUCCAAAAUCAGGGAGGGGGACUCUGUGUCCCUCCAGAUGCUGGACUACAACUCCCAUCAUCCACUGGCUAUGGAUGAUGGGAGUUGUAGUCCAAGGACAGUUGGAGCUCCCCCCUCCCCGAUUUUCCUAUCCAUGGCUACUCUGGAGUAGCGUGACCUUCAGACCCUCCAAGUGUCCCUGUUUACUCUGCGGGAGCUUGGCUAGCAUUGCGCUAUGAAGCUGCCACGGCAUUCAAGCGGUUACUUGGAAGUAAACCCCACUGAAUUUUACGGGGCUGGCUUUUUAGUAAAGGAACAAGAUGGGAGUUCUGGCACAAAGGAUAUGGUGAUGUUUUCCAUUUCCCCUCCCCUCUCUCCCUCAUCCCGAUUUGUUCCAAGUGAUUUUUAAAUUGCUAAUAUCUGGAGGAAUCGUCAGAGUGCUUUUGGUUAUUGUUUUUAAAAUCCGACUUCCAAAUUUUCUUCCCCUAAACGGAGGGGGAGGGAUAUAAAGUGUACCGUAUUAAGAAUGGGUGUCCAGCACCUAGCACCGCGGGGAGGGGGGAGAGAGCAGGGUUGCCAGGGAAUUUCCAGGAGCUAAAGUGACACAGCUUUGUUUGGGGAGGGGAGAGUGUCCAUCAGGUGCCAUGCUUGAAUUAAAAGAGGUUUGUCCUUUAAUUUUUCAGAUCACCCAACUGAAAAUCGAUAACAACCCCUUUGCAAAAGGAUUUCGAGAUACCGGGAAUGGCAGGAGAGAAAAAAGGUAUGUAUGAAUAUUAAUCAAGUCUGGGGAUUUUUUAAAAAAUCAGGACACCCACCCACCCCUUUUCGUUCCUCCUCCUCCUCCUCCUCCUCCUCCAACUCCCCUCUCAGGUGUUGACCUGCAGAUGUUUUGGAACCCCCUUAACUCCUGACCAUUCAUUGGUCAUGCUGGCUGCAACUUCUGUAGGGCACCAAGUCUGCCUGCCUUUGAGUUGCCUGUUGUGGCUGCAGUCUGAAAAGCCCUUGAUGGAAAGCAACCCCACUAAGCACACUGGACUUACUUCCAAGCAAACAUCUGUGGGAUUGUGACCUGCACCUUAAUCUACAAAUGUUUACAUGAUAGUUAUUAAUAGCAGUAGCAGUAGCAUUUUAUGUGUUGUUCCGCCGGCGUGCCCAUUUAUCAAUUACUAUUGCUACUACUGUUAUUAAAUAAUGAUUUAUCAAAGCCACAAUAAUAAUCAGAAUAUUAUUAAUAACCAUCCUAAUAAAAACUGCACCAUCAGUAUGCUCGUUAUUAUACUGAUGGUCCAGUUAACAGAAACAACCAUGAAUAAACAUAGGCACAUUGGUGGUGCAACAAUGAAUGUGUGUGUGUUUUUUAAAAAAAUAUAUCAUUACAGUAUUAUUGUUAGUGCCAUCAGCAUUCCUGCCACUUCUCAGAGCCCAGGUCUCUGCCCAAUAAGCGUAAUAAUCUAAAAUGUGACCCAGGGAAAGUAGAGGCAGGGUUAAGCAGGGGAGAAAUAUGUGGCUGUCUCAGUUCCACGGGUUUAGGUUUGGUUACAGGUAUAUAUAUAUCUGCAGUUACCAGUGAAUAGCCAGUGAUCCCUUUCUCUGGCUGUUCCUCUCAAAACCGAAAAGGCAGAGACGGAGAAGGAGGCUCUGGGCACCUACCUCACUGACCAUCUGUUUCAAACUUAAGACUAAAGCCUGCUUUUUGUCACUGAAAGGAAACAGCUCACUCUCCCCUCUUUGCGGAUGUACGAAGAUCAGUGCAAGGCAGACCGGGAUGGGGGCGAAUCGGAUGCAUCUUCGUGUGAACCGGCCCCCGUCCGGGAGUCGCUCCACUCCCCCUUGGGCACAACUCCCAGUCCCCUAAGGCUCCACCGGAACAGCAGAGGUAAAAAGCUUCUGAAUACCUCACUCCAAAAAAUAAUAAUCUUGAGUAGGAACCGUAGUUUGCUCAGGGUGCUAGGAGCUGUUGCUCUGCUAGGGGAAAACUACAGUUCCCAGGAUUGUACUUUUUUGGGGGGGAAGAAAUGUGCUUUAAAUGUGUGGUGUGGUCCUGUUGAACUUUGUGGGGGCUCUUUUUCCCUUCUGAAACUACAAAAGACUUUGUUGUUGCUUUCUGCAGGCUGAUCCCAGGCAUGAUUUACUCAGAAGUAAAUCCCGCUGGCUUCAGUGGGGCUUCCCCCAAAUGAUCCCACAUAAAGAGCUCCUGGCCUUUCAAAGUGCUAUAUUUUUCUCCAGGUUGGAUGCAAUGGGAAGUUUACUUCUGAGUAAACAGGUGCAGGACUGGAAGGCAGGCCCUUGUGUCCAUGGGGUUGUAUCUAUUGAUUAACAACAAAAUUAAUAUUUUCCCCUUGAGCGAGUUCAAAGCGCUUAACACAUCUUUUCGCAACAGGCUUGUGAGACUGCCAGUGUGAAUAUCAUUCCCACAUUGCUGAGUGGGGUUAGGGCAGCUAUUUUACCUUCUUGUACUUGCGAUGUGAAAGAUCGAAUUAUUUUUCUUUUAAUCAGCAACAGAACGGGGGGGUUCAGAUCGCACUGAGCAAUGCCUCAUUUUAACCAGCACGUUCGUGGGUGUGCGUUAAUUCAGCACCAAGCCGUGUCGCCUUGAAAAUCUACCUGUCUAGCAUCAGCCAUGCUCAGAGGAGACCCAUUGAAAUGAAUGGACAGGAUUCAUUUUUAGCUGGAUACAAACCAGUGGCUCUGGUUAACUACACCUCAGGAAAGUGUGCUUAGAAUUGCAAUGUGGAAUAGGCACCUGAAAUAGCAUUCCCUAGGGCUAAACCCUUGAAACCUAUGUAGGAUUUGGUGAGAUUCCUGCAUUGCAGGGGGUUGGACUAGAUGACUCUCGGGGUCCCUUCCAACCCUACAAUUCUAUGAUAAUUUAGGAACACAGGAAGGUGCAUAUUGAAAUCUAAUUGGAAUCAUCUAUCAAUAUUUUAUACCUAGGAAUAUACUUCCCUGGGGGUAAACCUCAUUUGAACAGAGUAUGGCAUUGUCCUGCCCCUUCCCAACCAAUCUAAUCUAAGAUAUAAAUCCUAAAGUGAGGAGUUUCUUAUCAAGAUUGCUGAGCUUAAUUUAAGAACCAGAGUGGAUUUAUUUUUAUUUUUGGAUUUUAUUUCUGUCGAAAGAAAGAGUCUGCUUCGAUGGGCUUCUCAUCAACUCAACUCUCUUUCCUCACUCCCAGCCAAUAAAAAUAUUAGCUUAGAAAGAAAAUUGGAGAGCUUUCAAAGGGGAGAGGAAGAAAAGAAGAAAAACAUCAUUACAUUUUUAGUGAUUUAGCUUGCAAUCCCCCCUCCCCCCCCCGUUUUACAACCUGUAAAUCAAAUUUGCAAAAUAGAACCCACUGGAUUUAAAAGGCAAGAGACUCAACAACGCAAUCCUUUACCUGUCUACUCAGAAGUAACUCCUGCAGAGUUAAAUGGGGCAUGCGUUCAGGGAAGUAAAUUUAGGAUUUCGCUGCCUCAGACUUCAAGAUUCAGAUAAAUCUUUUUUGUUACGGAUUUGCAGCCUGAUCUCAACGACGAAUAAGAAGUCUUUUCCUUUGUUGCCUGCAUAAUAUGCAUGCAUAUUUUUAGAAGUAUUUUUCAUGGAUAUCACAGCACUUUCCAAGUAAACAUCAUUUAGGUUCAGGAUUAGCCCCAUUGAAUCUGGUGGUUCGGUGUAUUUCCACUUCCAUAAACUGAUACAGGAUGUUUUUAUAUAUUUUCCCUCUUCAGUGCAUCUUACUCGCUUGCUCUCCACUCCCAGCAACAGAUACGAUCCUUCUGACAUCUUAUUUUUCUUCCAAUUACCCAUUUCAACAAGGGCAAUUUCCCCCAUCAAAACAGAUCGAAUUUCUCUUCCAGUUGGGGGAAGGAAAGAGGGCGAGGAGAAGGCGCUCCUUCACUGUUUGCUUGUGCAAAAUUAUGGAUUUUAAAUAAAAUGGAGUAAGAAACCUUUCCCCCCUCCUUUUUUUACGUUGCACGAUAAGUGGAUCUCUCCAGGUGUUGACGUGAUUGAAAUGGCCAGUUUUAUUAUGCCUACGCAAUGGAGAGCAAGCAGUAUAUAUACACAGUAUAUAUAAUUUCUCUCCAUCACUUUGCUGGCGAGAAUGGUCAGUCGCUGGGGCGAAUGACCCUGUUCUCUAUCGCCCCCUGGCAGCGGCUCUAAGCACACUUCAUUUCCUUCUUCACCUGUCUAUAUUUCUCCACUCCUUUGAGGGUUGGUUUUUUGUUUUGUUUUUUUGCAGUCUCCUCCAGCGACCUCAAAUUGGAAGGUCAAUCAGCUGCGCUGCUAGUUGAUCAUUUAUUACAGAGCAGAAGAGUAUUCGUUGCAUCAGUCCACAGACCAUAGCAGAAUGGUGGCCAUCUAAAAAGAAUCGAAUAAACAAAUAGGAAUCCCCAUCUCAAUAUGGCUUUCCCUUCCCCUUAUGUGUUGUGAGGUCUCUGUCUCUCACAGUCCAUUCCAUUUUAAACUGACUUGGGCUGUCAUCCUAUGCUCCAAGGAUGGAGAACCUCUGGGUGUCAAAUGCAGCCCUGUCUCACUCAGGUUGUGGAGUUGGACCAAAGAGGGGGUCUGGGGGCCAUAUUUGACCCGCAGGGUGGAAGUUCCCCAACCCCUGAUUUAUUCCAUUGUAAGUGGUUUCUUGUAGGGACGCGGGUGGCACUGUAGGUUAAACCACAGAGCCUAGGACUUGCCAAUCAGAAGGUUGGCAGUUCGAAUCCCUGCGACGGGGUGAGUCCCGUUGCUCGGUCCCUGCUCCUGCCAACCUAGCAGUUCGAAAGCACAUCAAAGUGCAAGUAGAUAAAUAGGUACUGCUCUGGCGGGAAGGUAAAAGGCGUUUCCGUGCGCUGCUCUGGUAGAAGCGGCUUAGUCAUGCUGGCCACGUGACCUGGAAGCUGUACACCGGCUCCCUCGGCCAAUAAAGCGAGAUGAGUGCCGCAACCCCAGAGUCAGCCACGACGGGACCUAAUGGUCAGGGGUCCCUUUACCUUUACCUUAAGUGGUUUCUUCUCUGAAUACAACAACAACAACAUCCCCUUGCUAGAGAUUUGGUUAAUGUGCACUUCUGUUUGACAACGCAUAGACAAAGGGAACUUCGAGAUGACCCCGUUUAUGGAGUUUCCAUCUUGAUUUGUUUGCAGGGAAAUGAGACAAGGCCUGCUAUUUAAUGAGGGUUCAUUCUGAUUUGUUCACGGGGAGGUUAGAUAGAACACUGCAUUUGUCGCACACUUUCCAAUGCAUUCCCCUCCCCAUCACUUUCCUUCUUGCAAAAGAAAAAGGCUGAUCUGUUGGGGGAGGAGGUUUACUGUGUAAGACCCUCCAAGUGUGCAACCCAAAUUUGACAUUAGAAAGUUGGGGACUUUUUUAGUUUGGAGAAAAGUCGAGCAAGAGGUGACAUGAUAGUAGUUUAUAAAAUUAUAUAUGGCAUGGGGAAAGUGGAUAGAGAAAGGUUUCUCUCUCUCUCUCCACUUGAAAUCAUGGAAAUCCAAUUUAGCUGAAUGUUGGAAGAUUUCAGACAGAAAGAAGAAAGUCCUUCUUCAUGCAGCGCAGAGUUAAACUACAGAACUACAGAACAGGAGGCAGUCAUGGCCACCAACUAGGAUGGCUUUAAAAGAGGAUUAUACAGGUUCUUAGAGGUUGAGGCUCUCUUUGGCUACUAGCCCUGAUGACUAUGUUCUGCCUCCACUGUCUGAAGCAACAAUAAUUCUGAAUAAUAUCAGCUGCUGGAAACUGCAGCAGGGGAGAGCAUGGAUGUACACAGGUCAUGCUUGAAGAUGGGGCUACCUUUGAAGGUGACCUGGAAACUACAAAUAAUCCAGAAUGCGGCAGCUAGACUGGUGACUGGGAGUGGUCGCCAAGACCACAUAACACGGGUCUUGAAAGACCUACAUUGGCUCCCAGUACGUUUCCGAGCACAAUUCAAAGUGUUUAAAGCCUUUAAAGCCCUAAAUGGCCCCAGCCCAGUGUACCUGAAGGCGCGUCUCCACCCCCAUCGUUCUACCCGGACACUGAGGUCCAGCGCUGAGGGCCUUCUGGCGGUUCCCUUACUGCGAGAAGCCAAGUUACAGGGAACCAGGCAGAGGGCCUUCUCAGUGGUGGCACCCGCCCUGUGGAAUGCCCUCCCACCAGAUGUCAAAGAGAACAACUACUACCAGACUUUUAGAAGACAUCUGAAGGCAGCCCUGUUUAGGGAAGCUUUUAAUGUUUGAUGCAUUACUGUAUUUUAAUAUUUUGUUGGAAGGCGCCCAGAGUGUUUGGGGAAGCCCAGCCAGAUGGGCGGGGUAUAAAUAAUAAAUUAUUAUUAUUAUUAUUAUUAUUAUUAUUAUUAUUAUUCCCGGAGGUGGCCACUGUGAGAACAGGAUUCUGGUCUAGCUGGGCCAUUGGCCUGAUCCUGCAGGCUCCUCUUAUGUUAGUAUGUGAUUGAAUCUUGGAAGUAACCAAAGGUGUAAAAGAAACCCAACAAUACAAGAGCCCUCUUUAAUUUUAUUUCCCCUCUCCUUUUGCAGAAGACAAGGGCAGCGACCAAGAGCUGGAGAAGCUCCCCGAAGGGAAGAGAACAAGCCCUGACCCUGGGAACUGCAGCCCCCACAGCAGCCCCCGUUUGCAAGGCGGCGAAGAGCGGAGUAAAGAGAGAGCCGGCAAAGCCAGCAAUCUCUCCAAAGAGAGCGCCGCCGAAGGGGGCAUUUUCAGCCCCCUGGGCUUGGAGAAAGACAAGGUGGAGGGGCGCAGGAAAGAGGCACCCCAGCCGUCUCAACAGCAGCAGCAGCAGGAAGGAUCCAAGAAAGAGGCUCCGGAUUGCGCCACCCUGGGGGGCAGCAAGGAGUCCUUUGCCCCGCUGAUGGUGCAGACAGACAGCCCUCCGCACCUGAGCGCUGGGCACCUGCAAAGCCUGGCGCUCUCGGGGCUCCACGGCCAGCAGUUCUUCAACCCCCUGAGCACCGGCCAGCCCUUCUUCAUCCACCCGGGACAAUUUGCCAUGGCUCCCGGGGCCUUCUCUGCCAUGGGCAUGGGCCACUUGCUGGCGUCAGUGGCAGGCGGAGGGAGCCUGGAGAACGGAGGUCUUUCUGCCUCGCAAGGGGCAGCUGGCACGGCCACCCCCUUCCCUUUCCACCUCUCCCAGCACAUGUUGGCUUCUCAGGUAAGGCGGCAAGGUGCGGGGAGCUGUUUUGGGAGGGGGAAAUGGCUAAUGGUGCUGUGGUGUAAUAACCUGGGCAGCCCGGUACCCAAGUAGAUCAAUGUGCUUUGCCUAUAGGAGGCCCUAGGUUCACUCCGCACUGUCAGCUGCUGUGGCGACCAGGUAGCAGGUGAUGGGAAAGACUGGAGAGUCACUGCCAGUCAGAGAAGGCAGUGCUGGACUGGAUGGCCAAACAGCCACACCUGCUAUAAGGCAGGUUCCUAUGUUUCUGCAGUCUUUUCCUAGGGCAGCAUGGCUAAGCGCGAAGGCUACAAUCCUAGGCAAGCCCCUUUGAACUCAAGCAAUGGGUUUACUCCUGAGUAAACAUGCACGAGGACAGGCUGCACCAAGGCUCAGUUUGUGAACUAGGGAAAUCUCUGCAGUUCAAAUCCGGCCCUUUGCCAGCCCUCCUGACUUGGUAUUCACUCCUGCAUCUGCAAAAUGGGUAUAAUGAAUGACCAUAUGCAGUGGUUGUAAAGGCCUUUGGCAGGAUGCUGAGCCAGAUGGGCCUUUGGCCUGAUCCAGCAAAGGAAUGAAUGAGCAUAUGUAGGCAAAUGAGCUUUCUCUGUGUCAUCCUUGCUGCCACCUGGGGAGUGUAUACAUAGUUUCUGUGCAGGAUAUGAGAGCUUUUGAGAGUUUGGUCCAGGCAACCCGUAUGCUGACGCAGGAAUUUCACGGCGGUCUGUUCCAUGAGCUUUUACUGGAGUCAGCGGUGGAAGCUGAUCCUUUAGGGCAAAGGGGGAACUGCCACACCAACCUCAACCUGCCUUUCGCCUGCUUUCUUAUUUACAACCACACCAGGAGGUGACCCUGCCUGACAUCUCCCUCCUUUUUGCCUCCUGUAGAACUCAGCCAGGUGGUGGAUGGAGACAAAACUAUAAUUAAGUUGGCCACACUCUUCAUUUGCUCUGGCUCCACCUACUGCGUUGACUCCUUGUGUUCUGCCCCACCUAUUCCAAUGGGCACCAGCCACUGCAGUGGGUCAGGAAAUUCUUCCUAACGUUCAUCCCCAAUCCAUUUAAUUUUCAUUUGGUUCCAUUGGCUUUUUCCUACCCUCUGGAACAACAGGAAACAUGUUUGUUCCAUCACCCGCUUGACACCCCUUCAAAUACCUGAAGACAGCUAUCAUAGUCACCUCCUAAUAAUCUCUGGGCUAAAGACACCCAGUGCCUUCGACCGUUCCUCAUCUGGCUUGAUCGCCACCAUUACUGGUCUCAUUAAGGAGCCUGGGAUAAGCCUCAGAGGGAGUUAUUGGGACUUCAGUACACAACUGUUGUCAUUAGGGUGCCCUUGGGGAACUUUCCUAGAAGCACAAGACUGGGACAUCAUAGGAACGUAGAAGCUGCCUUGUACUGAAUCAGACCACUGGUCCAUCUAGUUCACUAUUGUCUGCACUGGCUGGCAGCAGCUUUCUCCAGGGUUUCAGGCAAGGGACAUUCAAAGCCCUAUCUGGAGGUGCUGCCAGGAUUUGAACCCGCGAGAUUCUGCGUGCAAAGCACAAGCACUGCCACUGAGCUAUGGCUUUUCCCCGGCAGGAGCUGAAACAAGGCUAUGUGUUGGGCAGGGAGGGUGUGCUUGCUUUUGUAAUGCUCUUUGCUCACGGGAAGAAGAAAAAAAGACAUUUUAGGAAAUAAGUGUCUUGUGGCUCUAACUAAGAGGUGUUUUAUCUAUCUGUUUGGGUUUGAUUUGAAAAUUGGAAGGGUUUUUAUUUUUUUGUCCAGAAUGCAUUUAAUUGCAUCCGGACUGGGUGGUGUUGGGUGCUGCCCCGGUUGAGACUGCUGGGGAAGAAGGCAGGAAGAUGGUCAACAGAUGAAAUCAGAGCCAAUUAUAGGCAAGACCCGCUCCCUGAUUGGUAACAGGCAGGAGAGGGCGGGCUGAGGUCAGGCUGUGAUUGGUGGAGCAGUCGCCCAUUUGCCCGGUUGGGUAUAUUACACUGCAGUGUUAAAACAUGAGAGGGGAUAAGGCUUUUGCCAGAAGGUGAACCUGCCAGUGCUGGGAUGCGCUUCAGUAAUUCUGGCUUGUCGCCUGCUCUGCACCUGGUCACCUGUGGCAUAUAGAUUUUUCUGCUAGCCAUAGUCAGGGGACCUUUUGUAAACUAGAAGAUGACGAGUUGUUUUGUUUAUGUGCCGCAAAAGACUACUUGUCACAGCAACGUGCAGACAGGUAGGGCCAAGAACAUAAGCCCUGCAGUUGGGUCAGGCCAAAGGAGGACCUGUCAAGCAUCUCUUUCUCAGUGGCCAACCAGAUGCCUCUUCUGGGAACCUCACUGAGCACCGCAGUGGCUCCCCCUACUUUGAUUUCCCAGCAGCCAGUCUUCAGAGGCAUCUGAGAUUGGAGGCAGCCCAUAGUCAUCAUGGCUGGUAGCCAUCAACAGGCUUCUCCUCCAGGAAUUCCUCAAAGCUGGUGGUCACCACUGGAUCUUGCAUGCCAGAGUUCUAACUAGGCGCUGCGUUAGUCAUGUUACUUUUGUUGGCUUGCAAAGGCUGAAGGCUGAUGUGCAUAUCUGGGGCCUUUGCCAUUCUCAGCUGCGGUCAAGGUUGAUCCUAUUGGUCUUGGAUCUGCCAUCUGGCCUAGACUCCUGCCGACUCAGAACUAGAACCCAUAUUUAGCCUCUGCACGUGGCACACUUCAUUUUUAGUUUAUUUUUGCAAUGUGAGUAUUUAUUUCCGCUUCUCUCUCAUCCUCCUCUUAUAUUCUCGCCACCAUUCCCUGCCACCAUUUGUACUCUCAUCUGUCCUGCCCCACUCUCUCUCCACAUAAUAAUUAAACAGAAAAGAAAAUAGCAGACUCAUCUUGGCUUCCUCCACACCCCGUUUUUCAGAACCUGGUGGUCUGACUCGAAGAUGCAUGAACCCAGGCCUGGGGAGCAAAUGCAGCCCUCCAGGCUACUCUGCCUAGCCCUCAGGACUCUCCGUAGGCCACACCUUCUCUCACUCUAAGCCACACCUCCUUCCCCAAGCCACACCCUCUCACUGACCCUGCUUUGCACCCUGAGGUGUUUUUGCCUGACUGAAACGUGUCCUUGAACUCGGACCGUGCCUCUUGCUAGUGGGGCCAAAAGAUAGAGAGAUCGGGUGUGUGAAUGUGUGUGUGCAGAUAGUUUCCUACUGUACAAAGGUAAAAUUCAAACUGUUGACUCAUGUGGCCAUCAGAAGACUGCCCCAAAGGAACACUGGCCCUGGGCUGGAACAGUUGCCCCAGUCUAACAGCACUGGCAUGCUCAGAUUACUGGGGAUUUUGACCGCAGUUCCAAGAAAGGUAGCAAUUGCACUCAUCUUUAGGAGGACAGGAAGCGGAAGUAUAACAAGAUAGACCAUUGGUUCCUUUUGUUUAGUUUUGUCUUGUUUGCUUGUGCUAGUUUAGUAUCCAAAAUGGCUACCGGGAUACUAUUCCUUCUAUUUCUAAUGUUUGGGUUGUGAGUGCCGCUGCAUAUAGAGUCAAAGUGGAACCACACACACACCCCAGCAGGCACAGGGAAGCCUCAAGGCCUGCAGAAUUACAAAAAUAUUGGGGGGCGGGGAAUAAUGAUGGAUGAACCCAAUGAGGACUGAGCAUGGUCAGCAGCCACAGAAUGCAGAAUGAGUGUUGGUGGGGCACUAGAAAGCUGGGGGCGGGGAGAAGGCGGAAUGGAGUGUGGUACAGGAGGAAAUGGCUGGCUGACUAGAAGACUGAAAAAGUGCACUCCACACUAUCAUUUUUGCUGCAGGUCCCACUUGAAAACAUGCAAUCUGUUCUGACAUGCCUGCUGUUUAUAUGCUGGAGGGUGCCCAAUUUCGAGAAUGUGAUUUCAGAAUUGCAUAUGUGAAUUCCCCCUAUGCAUAUCCCUAAAAGAAACCAACAACAACAAAGCCGUCAACUGAUUUGAAGAAUUGUUAAAUGAGCUUUCAGCCAGUUGGUUUUAUUUAAAUAAAUUUGCACACUAACCACGAUUAAAAUCUAAGAUAAAAGGGACCUAUCGUGGUUAGUGUGCAAAUUUAUUUAGAUAAAACCAAUUGGCUGAAAGCUCAUUUAACAAUUUAAUCAAUAAAAGAGUCCACUAAAUGUUAUAAACAAGGGCCAUUAUAUUUCUGUAUCAGAUUGGAACCAACCUGAGAUAACUCGGAUGUAUUCCCUCCUAACCCAUGAAUAGACUGAACCUUGCAGAACCCAUCUUAAAAUUGUAUUAUUUAUGUAGGAAAAAAUAUAUAAACUGCUUACGUUGAACUCCUUGCCUGUUGAUAUCAGGUAGCCAUCUUCACUGCACUCUUUUCAGCACCUACUAAAAACAGGAAUGAUGCAGAUAUUUAGAAAGCUGAUGAGAGUUUUCAUAUGUUUUUAGUUUAUUGUCGAUAUAAUUUUGGGGGAAAGUUUUAAAUUGUUGUUAAUUCCUCUUAUUGAUGGUUUUAUUGUUCUACUUUUUUUUUUGGUAAACUGCCAACUGACAAAAUGCUUCUAUUAGUGAAAAUAAUGUACAAAAAUGCAUUCAUAUUAGAGGAAAAAGCUUGCACGAAUGUAUACCCUGGGCACACAGACUGCACACAAAUUAGAUGAAAUUCACACAAAAAAGGUGCAUGAAAUUUUGUUGCGGCCAUUGAACUACAUUGCAAGCCUUUAGAGAAUUUGGCAGAUUUUUAAGAUUAGCUGCAGCUCAGUUAGGAGCACAAGUUAAGGGUGGUUGGCAUUAUUCUCCAGAUUUGGCAAUGCGGUUUACCAGCCAAACAAAUACGCAUGUGCAUGCAUGUGGGGUGUAUAUGGGAAAGUGGAAGCAAAAGUGGUGCAUGGAAAUAGGGGAAUUACUCUCAAAACUACAUAUAUUAAUAACAACAGAAAUGCAUCUCUUAGGCGGAACACUCAUGACAACUUCAUGCAGACGUCUUGUUGAUUUUCAAUGCACUCUGAAUGGGGUAAUCUGAAAAAAAUGAGAAGACUGAGAGGAACUGAAUUUUACAGAUUCAGUCAUCCUCAGCUGGACUUACAGAAAGAACUUUAGCUCAGUGGUAGAGCAUCUGUUCUGCAUGCAGAAGGUCCCAGGUACAACCCCCUAGCAUUUCUGGGUAGGUCUGGGGGGAAAAGGCUCCCUCUCUGAAACCCUGGAGAGAUGCUGCCAGCCAGUGUAGACAAUACUGUUGGCCUGACUUUAUCUAUCCAAAGCAAGUUCCUUGUUGUUGUUUUUUAAACCUCUUUUUUGAUAUUAGUUGGUUAAUCAAGGCAUUUAUUUAUCCAUCCUUUCUGCAUAAAAUUUUAAGCCUGCUUUAUCUGCUGGCGGAUCUAGUUGUGCUUUUAAUCAUACUGAGUCACUGCAACUCAAAGUGCAUUUAAGCAGCCUUUAGUAUCAAGGCAGGAGAUUUUCCUGGAUCAGGGCAGAAGGGAAGUUGUACUACGUCAUUUAGACAAAAGGUGUGUGGGAACCCAAGCUGGACCCAUCAUGUUUCUAGUUUUGUCUGUUCAGCUUAAUGCAAGCUUUCUUUCCCAGACUUAUUGAGCCCAACAGGGGGCGGAGCCCAGGGCCAAUGAUAGGGGAGGUCAGAGCUAAUCACAGGCAGAGGCAAUGAAUUCUUUAAAAAUAAAUAAAUAUUGAAACUUUUCAACAUACUAUACAAUAAAAGCCCAAUUGAUCUUAAUGAAAAUAGAAAAGAAAGGAGAGAACAAGACAAACACAUGAAAAAUAGAAAGGAAAACAGAAAGAAAGAAAGAAAGAAAGAAAGAAAGAAAGAAAGAAAGAAAGAAAGCAAAAAGAACAAGUUGAAAAAAGAAAGGAAAAAAGGGGGGACCUUCUAUUUGGGGCACAUUUUAAUCGUUGCCUCCCACAAAAGUUGGUGAACCCUCCCAACUCUCCACUGGGAGCUUCUCUUUCUUCGUCCAUCCUCCCAGCCUGGGAGAUCUUCCCUGCCUCUCACACAGGGUCCUCCAUCCUCCAUCCAUCACCUUCCUGUGUGUAUCCUCAUUAACACACAGUAGAGGACAUCAAGAAACAAAUCAAAACACAAGCAUAGAUUGAAUUAGCAGAAGAAGACAAUACCUAGAAAUCAUUAAAAAUAAAAAGAGAGCUAAGAAAGAGAAAUAAGGGCUUCCGAUUCUCUACCUGCCAUUUAUGUAGAUAAAAAUCAUUCAGAUUAUUCAAAAUGUUCACUCCAGGAACAGCUGUAUUCCAGGAUAAUGUUCAGCUGUUCCAGAGGCAACUAAUUCUAGUUUCCUCGGAAUCCUCCUCCCUGCUGGCUUCUACAAGAACACCACAAAGGAGGAGGGAGCUGACAGGCAGGACCCCCUCUGGGAAUGGUUAUGAAGAAGGAGGGAGGCAGAGUAAGGCCUGGUGGAAGGCAGACUGUGCUUUGGGGGGGGGUAGAGCCCCAUUUGCCACUUUGGACCAGUCUGUACUGUAAGCCCGUGCUUGUUCACCAGUUGCAUAGUCCCUUUCGUUUAUUAUCCAGAUCAGCACAAGCAGAAAGAAAGAAAGAAAGAAAGAAAGAAAGAAAGAAAGAAAGAAAGAAAGAUACAAUUCCCUGCCCCAAAGAGCUUGCAAAUUAAAACCUGACCGCAGUAGAGAAAUAAGACCGGAUAUGCCAAACGUGCAGCAAACUCCAUGUGGGCAAUAUAAAAAUAACAGAACAUAAUAAAUAAUGAACAGAAGUACAGCACAGUAUAUCCAAGACAGACUUAAUAUUAGGUUGGAAAAGUCCUUAAGACAAUUAGGAAAACCGAAUUCUGUGUUGUAAUGUGAAGAGGGAGCCCUGUGUGUCUAUAUUUGCUGUCCCUAAGAUAACCGCAUAGAAUUUUUCAGGGCCUUCCAAGCCCUUGCGACAGGUAAAGCAGAAAUUGACUGAUUUGUCCAUCUCUAGAAUGGGAGGGUAUGAAUUGUAACACCAAGAGGGCAAUAGAUAACAUGCUAAGAUGUGAGCAUGCUUGGCUACAUGGAACCAAAUCUGUAAUUUAAUGCGAUUCCUUUGCUUGUUCCUUUCCACUCUGCAACCGGUGGUUUUUCUGAGCUGUGAAAUUCCAUAACCUCCUUUUUGUCUUUCCUUGUUCCCAGGGAAUCCCGGUGCCUACUUUUGGUGGACUUUUCCCUUACCCGUACACUUACAUGGCGGCGGCAGCUGCCGCAGCAUCCGCCAUGCCGGUGACCAGUGCCGCCACUGCCAGCUCGCUAUCCCGGAACCCCUUUCUGAGCAGCGCCCGUCCUCGCCUGCGUUUCAGCCCCUACCAGAUCCCGGUCACCAUCCCACCAAGCACCAACCUCCUAACCACUGGCCUGCCUACCAGCUUGAAUGCCAGCUCAGAAGGUUCAAAGCCCGGAAGCAGCAGGGAAUCCAGUCCGCUCUCGGAUCUACCCGUUCACAAACCCAGCAGCCAACGGGCCUCGUUGUCCCCUAAAGGGUCCUUAAAGGAUUCCAUCAAUGAGCUCCAGAACAUCCAGAGACUGGUCAGUGGUCUAGACACCCAGAGGGAAGUCUCUCCCGGAAGGGAAUCCCCCAAGUGACUUAACCCUUGGGAGAGGCAGCCCCUCCAAAAGGGAUCAGGAGAUGCUGGGGGAAAAGGUGUGUACAGCACAGUAUAAAUAUUUAUUUUAAGAAAAGGAGGGGGGGAUUUAAGAUAAGGGAGAGUAAGGAUGAGGGAGCCCAGGUGUGAUGCACUACAGAGGCACCCAGAUGGAACAGGGGAGGAAGGAGGCACACUACAACAUUUGAGCGUCACCCGUUGGUAAGAAGCAUGGGAGAAUUUUGGUGCUGACCUGGGUUCUGGAGGUCAGUUCCACAACCACAUCUGCCCUCAAAUGCAGACUUGUCUCCUGGCUCUGGUUGUUGUAGCAGGAUAUAUAGAGAGAGCUAUGGUCAUGGAAGGGUAUGAUUCAGGCCACCUAUUCCUAUAGCUUUUUAAAAAAUAAAAUAAAUAAAUCAGCACUGUUGGAAAAGGCAUUUUGCUACUUUCUACCUAUAAGGAUGGAAUUUCUGAAAUGCGGACAUUGUUUUCAAGCAGGAACAAUGGGGGGAGAAUUUUCUUUCCUCUGAAAUCUACAAACUCUGGCCGACUGAACACUGGACAUUCAUUUGGGGCGCAGUGCAUAAGAGGACAGCAGACUUCUGAAAGUUGACAUCCAGCUCCCCGCCUUUACCGGGAGGCCAUCAAAAAUCAUCCACAGUGAUCUUUAGAAACUGGUACAGUCAGUGUGAUUGACUUUCUUUCUUUCUUUUUUCUUGAACUCAACCUGUGUACCAGAAAAAAAAAUUAAAAGAAACAUAAUAUUUAUGGAAUAAAUGGUAAUUUGUGUAAAUAAGCUAUACGAAUCCCAAAAUAUGCAAAAAUUGGUAUUAAUUUAUUCAGAGUUGUACAUUGGAGUGUACAUAAUUAGAGUUUAACUCGUCACAUUUCAUUGUUUUGUUUUUUUCAUUUUACGUGAGCAUACAUAUUGUAAAUGAAGACCUAUUUAGCUCUUUGUGAAUGGAAGAAAAUAUUGGGUUUUCUUUUUGACUUUUGUGUCUAAAAAAAAAGAAAAAGGCUUACCCUGCCUGUUCAAAGACAAUCGUGCCAUCAGUACUGCUCUGAAGACAUGGGGGGGAGGGAGUUAAAUCCUUUUUACAGGGACUCUACAGGGAACAGUGUCCCCUCCCAGUAUAUAACCAUUGAAAAUGAAAUUUUAAUGUUGAAUGAAUGGGGCAGUGGGAAUCUCUUUUGGAGCGUGGGGUAUUGAAAAAGAAAUGCAGGAAUAAACCUCAGGUUUUUAUUUUUCACUCCAGAACAACAAAAAAGGAAAAAAAAUAACCUUUAAAACUAUACUAAAAUUUAAAAUAUCACAUGGACAGUGUGCUAUAUAUUGUUUUAAUUUUUUUUAAUGACAUGAUUAGAAAAGUGCUGGUUAUUCGGGUAUCUAUCUGUUCAAUUUUUUUUGAUGAGUUCUCUCACAUCUUUCAAUAAAAAAUAUUCAAAG